AUGACCGACAAAGUCUAUGCUUGUCCGGUUUCUCUACCCAUCUCCAGUCUCCCAAAUUUCAUGUACAACCGGAGGUCACUCUCACCUGGAGGUGGCUGCAAACCAACCAAACUCAUGCUUGCUCAGUCUUACUCGGUUAUUGUCUCUAGUUCAUCACGCAUCAGUACCCAGGAAACUCCCGCUAUCAAGGAAAGGGUGUCCAAUUUCCUGAAACAUAUCCCAGAGAAAUCCCAUCAGCUUCUUGUUCGUUUAAUAAGCCCAGAAGCGUACCGCAACCAACAAGCCUCCGAAAGAACAGAUCUCCGUUCUUUUUGCAUAAUCAGGCCGGGAGAAGACGGCAGCCAACAGGACUCGGGAAUAUCGAAUCCACUUCCUUUGCCCGUAGCGAAACCGGCAGCGUACCGCAAACAACAGGCCGCAGCUAUUCAUAAUGCCACCGAGGCCGCCAUGUAUCGACUGUCCAACGAGAUCCUGCUUAUGAUUGGCGCCUAUCUGUCUCCGGUCUCCAACUUUGUACUGCACCAGACGUGCCAGAAAGCGUUGCAUGUUUUCGCGCCGCCACCUGGAUUCUUCCCUCUGAACGAAUUUGAUCUAGAGACUUCGUUACUGGAAAACCACCCUCUCGGCUCAACAGUCGAUCACGAUGCUCAGAAGCAGUCUUCCUACGCUUCAUAG
Mytilinidion resinicola is the source of this 675-nucleotide messenger RNA. RefSeq lists its product as uncharacterized. The transcript has 3 exons. The record is from RefSeq and is a predicted model, not a curated record. The coding region runs from base 1 to 675 and encodes 224 amino acids. Lineage: Eukaryota; Fungi; Ascomycota; Dothideomycetes; Mytilinidiales; Mytilinidiaceae.